Molecule: messenger RNA, 576 nt
Organism: Acytostelium subglobosum LB1
Lineage: Eukaryota; Evosea; Eumycetozoa; Acytosteliales; Acytosteliaceae
Exons: 1
Source: RefSeq, a predicted model, not a curated record
UUACAAAGCAUGCUCAAGUUGUUUCAAUCAUUCAUUGGCAAAUGGAGCUUCCAUAGAGACAUCGCUCACUUUGCACCAGGUCUUGGCGCAGCAUCAAUGCCAUCGGCUGCUGCUGGAGCAUCAUGUACAUUGGGCAAUCCCAGAUCAUCAACAUCAUCGUCAUCAAUACCAACAACAUCGACCAAUCCAUUUGGAGUCGAACGUAUGACAGUCGAUGGACAAGCAUCAUUCACAACAAUGACAUCACAAGAUGAUGCCAACUCGUUGCAAUACGAGGAGAGUGGCAUACUCAUUAGCAAUGAUAAUGCCGGUACACCAGUCAACCAGCGAUAUAUAUAUAGGUAUCAAGACGACAGGAUACAUGUCUACUUUGAUGCAGUGCCAAACGAUGGACGACUGCUACAUAGUCUAGACUUUAUCAACUCAAAUCUUGCCACAGGACAUCAUUGGUGUCCACCCGACACCUACGAUGCCACAUACGAGUUUGUCAAUCCACACGAGUUCCAUCUAACAUACUGCGUUCAAGGUCCAAAGAAGAACUAUAAGAUGACAACAGUGUUCAAGCGACGAGACAAC